Messenger RNA from Cadophora gregata, 595 nucleotides. RefSeq lists its product as uncharacterized. The coding region runs from base 1 to 552 and encodes 183 amino acids. The transcript is spliced from 2 exons. NCBI's taxonomy places the organism in Eukaryota, Fungi, Ascomycota, Leotiomycetes, Helotiales, Ploettnerulaceae. The record is from RefSeq and is a predicted model, not a curated record.
AUGGUGUAUGACGAAACCUCGGGCGAGCUGCGUGAAUCCCAUCUCGAUUUGAACAACUGUCUCGUGAUCCAAGCAUCUACACAUGGAUUAGGUUUGCACGCGCAAGAGUCGCCUGAGGACUUGAAGUCCCCCAAUCUUGAUCAUAUCACUGAGAUAAAUCUGAGCAAAACACUUUCCAACGCUGAAGGUCGGUACUCCAUCAUUGAUGGCACCGCAGUCUUUCGCUACGAGCGGACGGCAUCAAACUUCUUGGAUAGUGACGAUGAUAUGAGAGUCGAUUUGAAUCAGCACUUGUGGAAGACACCUUCGGGACAUUUCGAUUUCGUGCAUCCUGCAUACCAUGACGAUCCCCCAAGGUGGCUACAAUUGUUUUCGGGACUGGAUGGUGCUCUUGGGAUGGCUGCGGGGCGAAAUGGAUUCGAAACCGCAGUUGAUCUUGCAGUCAAAGAAGUCAAUGAUAGCUUCAAUAGCAGGGAUGACAAGGAUCGAGUGAAACAAUGGAUGAAGAAUACUUAUGUCUACGAGGGGAGAUUGAUUAGGCAUGGUACAUAACACAAGUUGGCGUUGGAUUUUUGUAGCCAACAGGUCGCUAGGA